Molecule: messenger RNA, 2043 nt
Organism: Pogonomyrmex barbatus (red harvester ant)
Lineage: Eukaryota; Metazoa; Arthropoda; Insecta; Hymenoptera; Formicidae
Source: RefSeq, a predicted model, not a curated record
UUGUCAUUGUUAAUCAAAAAUUUUUUAAAUUAUUUUUGAAACUAAUGAGAAUUAAAUUUGCAAAAAGAGACGUUUGGUCCAUAAUAUUGGCAAAUAUUAAGCAAAGAGAAAAAGAUAUUGAUAUAUAGAAGAGCAAGACAAUUCGGCCAAAACGCCAAAUGCAAAUUGCAUUCACCUGCAUCUCGUGCGUAAGAACACAGAAUACAACUCACAUAAAUCGUCUUCGAAGCGCUACGGGCAGGCGGACCAUCGAUCACGACGACGACGUCGCGGCGUCGCGGAGCGAGAGCAAUUGACGAUCCUUUCGCUUCGGAGUCUUAAUGGCGAUGAAGCACGUUCAGAUUCGGUGGAGAUCCGCGCAGGAGGAUAAGCCACGGAAGGAUAAGCGCGGGUCUUUGUCAUGCAAAGAAGCCGUAAAAGCGGGACGUCGGCGGGGCGCGCGAAAGGGGGUGCUUCUUUUUCCUCAUUAAUUAAAUGGUCCGCCAUCCCGCGUCCAACGUCGAAUACUUUCCAUUAAUGAACGUUUCUCUCUCGAGCCCGACGCCCGUGCAGAACUGCACAACUUUCGAAUUCAUUAAGUCGCCAUUUUGCCGCGCACUCGCCUCGGCACUCGCGGAUUUUCCUCGCCUUUGUUACGGCCGCGCGCCGCCCUUCUCUCCGCGUUAUCUCACCGGCGUCAUCGUCACUGCGUCUUCGUCGUCGCAGCCUUCGAUUCAAUGAAUAAACUUCAGAUACUUGUCGUCGUGACCUUCCAUAAAUCAAUGCGGCCGAUACCAAUCUUCGAGCGUUCUCACGGAGCGCGCGUCACUUCCGAGUGGCGCGCACAUGCCGCACACGUCGCGGUUAUCGCGACAUGUAUCAUGUAUAAACAACGAAAGACUCCCCCGAGUCUUGUGUCGACUCAGCGACGAGGAGUCGCGGGCGGCGAUAAAAGUUGAAAAAGAAAAAAAAAAAUUCUCCAACGCGGAAGUCUGGCGCGCUCGCGCGAGGCCACUUAUGGUCGCGCGGUGGGGCGCUCGUAAUGAUGAUCCCGGAAACGUAUAUCUCUAUAUAAAAGGGAUCGAUUCCCCGUAGUUGCAAUUGCAGUAUCCAAUCAGUGCUGUCCUGCGUGCUCGCUAACGGGAAUAAAGCUGAUAAAACGCUUAACAUGUUCAAGCUGGCGAUCCUCGUGAUGGCUGUUGCGGUAGUAGCGGUUACAUGCGCCCCGAUGCCGGAACCAGGCCCGCUGCCGCCCUUGCUGACUCCUUAUCCGGUGAUCUACACGGCGCCCUACGUAAAAGUAUACCCGUACCACCCGGUCCCUCUGGCGUAUUAUAACAGCUACAGGUGGAUUCAUCCGGGCUCGGCCUACGGUUACUAACGUCGGUUCGGGCUAUUCGCAAAAUCGCCAACGAUCCCGUGGUCCGCCCGAGUCGCCGCAACGCGCCAAAUGAUUCUGUAUCGCGGAACAUCCCCCAAAUAAAAUAUGCUCUUGUCGCAAAACGCCGCAGUGUGCUCGACUAUGACGCUCACUUCCUCCCACCAUUCCCACCCCCCUCAUCUUUCUUCGCCGAUGUCUCCGUUAAUUCUCCUUCGCGAAAGAGGACCCUCUCGUCUCCGAGACUUUUGGCAGACUCCGCGGACUAUCGAACGGACCAUCAAUUCCGUCGGUUUGUUCGCCGAUAAAAUUUAUGAAACAAUACGCAUUAUACCGCAUAAUCGCGCUGUUCGCGGACAAGUAAUACCGUUUUAAGUCAGCCGUUAUCUGUCAGCGAUACAUUUUCAGGAUAGUACGUUUUGGUCUCGCAUUCUCUGCGGUACGGGCUAUGCCGCAAUAAACAGAUCUGCACAAAUAAUGUGAAGCAAAUACGAAACAGAUGUGGAGAAAAGAGUGUAAAGCAACAAGAUUAAAUGCUUAUAAUAGAAGAAACAUUUAUCUUCCCUCAAUCUUUAUUUUGGAUCAUUUAUAAUCUUAAUGAACCUCAGUUCUUCGUAACUUAUCGUUAGAAAGUAUACACAUGAAAAAAUAAAUAAUAAUAUAAAAACAUAGAGAAAUCCAGAAAU